CGCGCAUCGUCGCUUCCAAAAGGUCGAAGUUGAGUCCUGCCCUCUAACAGUCACGUGGCCCUCAGGAUGUCCAGCGCCAAAACCGAACGGCUGUGCCCGGAGAAAACUGUGAUUCUCUGGAGGUUUUAGACAUGUAUUUUUGGCGCCAAACCUUCCGAGUGGGACGCCGACGCUGUUCACAAGAUAUUCUAUCGUCUGUUGAACGCUAAUUGUACAAGGCUGUCAGAGAAGAUGCAGAAUCGGGUGGUAAAGUCAGAGCGGGUCAGUGGCUGGGGUUCUGUAGCAGGACCCUGUCCUGGAUGUUUGGCUGUGAACCUGGGAUCUCUGGUAGUACCCAACACCCCAGUGCCACCACACCUACAUGUACCGGGCUGCCCUUCCCAGAAUCCCACACUCCACAAUGAUGAUGAUGAUGUCAUCUUUGUUGAAACUCCGACCACGGGUCCACCGCAACUGAUUCAAGCAGGUAAUGCUCAGGUCAGAACAAUGUCUUCAGACGAGGAUGACCUUCAGGUGACCUAUGUGUCCCUCCCGGAGACGGCACACUACCCCCAUGCCAGGGGAGACUGCAAGAUCCACACCUUCAAGGAGGUUGACCUGACAACCAUAGGGCCAGUGGAGAACAACGCCACAUUCUGUGAGAAGUGUUACUGCUUCAUGUGUGAUGUGCCAGCUAGUCAGUGUCAGCAGUGGACGGACCCAACAGGUGCCCAUUGCAAUGCCUACAAGUGCCCGGCCUGGAUGGCACAACAGACAUCCAAACCCAGCCCUCUGCUGUCCAGACUCACUGUAGAGCUCAUCACUCAAGAAGUCCGAGAUGCAGUGAGGAGAACAGAUGAGCUGGUGAAGGGUAUCCAGGAGGAGUACGUGACCUUCAGGAAAGGCAAGGCCUGCCUGUGCACAUGUCAUCAACUGGUCCCUGGAUCCUACUCGUGUGACGUCUGCAACCCACACCACAUAGUCGAGCAGUACGACUACUCGGUUGUGAAGCAGAAGCUCCUCGUGGCUGUGCAGGAGGCCAGAGGUCAGAGCCAGGCUGGGAGGGGCGAUGCCGGCAUGGUGAUUCUGGACUCUCUCAUCCACGUACUGGUACUGGAGAAGUCUCCUCCCAACACCAGGCCUAAUCGAAAUGUGGGGUACAAAGUGUGGGAAACCAAGUUUUACCAGUCAAGGAACGAGAUCAUGAAAGAAAUUGACGAGCUGUUGAUGGAUAUCUUCGUGCUUGUCAAGACAACCCCAGCGCUACGGAAAGCAGUCAUCGACAACCUCACUGAAAUGCUCAACAGGGAGGGAGUACGGCAUCCUUGGGCACUUUCGAUAAGGCAGUGGGAGGACCGCCUCCUGUCCCUGGUGCUGACCGGGUCGAACCUGACCGGCCGGAAGGGGACCGACGUCCUCCUGGAGCCCUGCAUGGUGAUCCGGCGCCGCGUGGAGCGGCUGAAACACGACGGGAACUACCGGCAGGCCGUGCGCUACCUGAAGUGCGUGAACAUCCCAUUACACAACUCUGCCGGCGGCACGUCGGUGACCCAGGAGAGGGCGGACUUCCUGCAGUUGCAGCACCAAGUGCCUCUGCUGUAUGUGAGGUGCGGGUCUUUCAACGAGGCCUUCAUGACUUUGACGUCAGGACCGGUAGAUGCUAAGCACCUUAGGGACUCCAUCAUCGCGAAAAUGGACGGAGGAGCCUUCCUUGAACUGAUGAAGUCGCUCAGUACGGACCUAUGCGGCGUCAAGGGCUUGCCAACACACAAGAUCCUGUGGGCCUGCUUGAUAGCAUUGACAAUGAACGUGGGAGUGCAGCUGAACUUGGAGUUCCUGGUAUGGUUUGUACAGUGGGCAGCAAGCAAGACAAUAGGUGACCAUUCUCCCAGUUAUGAUGAGACCGCGUGCAAUCGGGCGAGAUCGCUGAUACAGGCCUCCCAGAGUGGCGUGCUGACGGUGUCAGCCUUGAAGGAGACUAUCAUUCACUCGAGGCUGGCUGUUACGGCCAGCGAAGCGGUACUGUAUCCACUGUUCGCUCACAGACACGACGCACAUCUGGAUAGUGUUGCCUCUGCCUUCGGCACCAAACUCUGGGCAUUCGAGUGCUCCCUAAACAGCUGCACAUUGUCCAGCGUGUUCGCAUCCACGCACUUGUGCCAGUGGCUACAGAAAAAGUACCUUCCACAGUACGGCGCUUCGAGGAUAAAGGACACGGUGUGGUCCAAUGUUCUGAUCAGCGUGCCUCAGCCUAUGUCCGCGUCACUCAUCGAAGACAUGCUGAACACGAGCCCGGCUGCCUACGCCACCAUCUUCAGUUGUCUCGGCUACUUCACUACACAACUGGUGGCCGUUCCGACGGCAAAAGUGGACAAAAGGCUGCUGGGGGUUCUGUCGACCCAGAUAUUCCCGAUGGCGAAAGCCGCUGAUCAUACAGCAUUGCUGAGCAACAUUGUAAAGCUGUCCUUCUUCAACGACCCAAACGAGGCGACUGUACUGGUCUUGAGAGAGCUGUACGUCAAGGAGUGGCCAAAAGUUUUGGAUUCCAUGAUCCGAGUACUUCCGCCAGAAAAGAUGGAAGUUGCCCUGGUGUCCUGCUUCUCCACUUGCGUGAAAAAGGGAGAGGUAGAUAUAGUCGUACGGAUGCUACAUGCAAACCGUGCCGGGCAUGCUAGUGCCAAGACUGCCUUUGACUAUGUGCCCACUGUGUCGGUCUUGGUAGAGAAGCUAGCAGGGCAGCUCCCCGAACUUGACAAAGAUGUGGCCUUGCAGCUGUGUGACGGCAUCAAGGACUGGUUGAGAGAUGAAAGCUACUGCCCCUUACUGUGCCAAAACUGCAACUACGACAUAUCCCUCAUCUCUCUGAACAACGUCUGGAAGUCCGUCGGCUCCAUCUGCCCGGAUAGACUUGAGCACAUCUUAGCACAUGCCAUGAAGAGGCUCGGGAAAGCUGUGUCGUCGUUCCACAUGGUCAAGCAAGCCCAGAGAAGUUCCAUGGUGUCCUGGUUGAAGAGAGUAGCGACUGUGAUGAAGCAGAUGGGGAAGAAGGUGGAAUACCAGGUGCACCUGAGCUUCCUCGUCUCAGCCAUUUCCACGAAGAGAGGCCUGGUGAAGGAGAUCCAGAGCUGCCCAGAGCUUGCCGCAGACAUCAUACCAGGGUGGAUGCUGCAGGAAUGGGAAGGAAAGUAUGUCCGAUCCAUGUCUGAGUGGAGCGUCAAGUCGUCAGGGCCAACAAAGCUAACCUUCAGGAAGACUAUAAGCCCCGGACCUGUGUCGCCAGUGUACAACAAAGGGUCCUCCCCGGAAGUACAACAAACAGGCAACCAACUGUCGCAUGGUCCUGCUGCAGUUUUGCAGACAGGCGUUGGUGAUGUUACCUCAGUGCAUGCAAGCCUUAAGGAGUCCAACAACAACGUCAGAGCUCCUGGAAGUGGGAACAAAGACCUGAAGAACAUGUCACUGGAAGAUAUACUACAGUAUAACUUCCCUGCGCAGGCAAAUUCAAUGGUGAAUGGGGAAGCUGUACAUCCAGUGUUGUCAAGGGGAGGAAGCCCACAGGUGGCCAUCCAACCAGCAGAUGCAAGAUACGCUCGACAGGGCACACCGGAUAGUCUGAUGGCAGCAAAUGGAAUGGCACAGCCUAGGCAUUAUAAUCCGGCAGUCAGUAACAGUGCAAGUCAGGCGCUGCAUAUGGUAGCCAGUCGAAGGCAGAUGGCCAACAAUGCAUCCUCACAGAAUUUGCCUCUCGAAAACCAACAGAUGGCUUCAACUUCAGCAAUGCCUCCAUCGGCCACAGGGAGUUCCACCAUUGUCAGUGGUGCUGGGUCUAAUCAGGCAGUCAUGACGCCUCCCCCUCCACUCAUCAGUGAUGCAGCUAACCGCCCUCAAACCGACCAAGUGCCUCCGUUACCAACUCUCUCCAGGGCGCCACCUCCGCAGUAUGAAGCCUACAUGAGGUCCUGGCAAAAUUCUGAGGCAGCAAGUCAACCCUUGCCGCCGCAGUCGUCAGCCAGCCAAAACGUGGCAAAAACCGGGCGGCCGCUGGACAGAAUGGCCAACUUCGUGAACUCCUUGGUCCCGUCUUCCAGCCAGGCGCAGACCAUGACUCCAUACCAGAUGAUACAGCCGAGAAGGUACCCAAUAGAAGUCCAGCAGCUGUCGAAUGGUCAAGCCCUCGGCGGUAUGCCGCAACAUCCCAUGCAACCUGCUGCAACCAGCUCACCAGUAGCAAGCACAGCUGUGUCACAAGCAGUGCAGCCUGGAGUCCAGAUUGCCCCACAACAGUGCUCUACCACUGCUGUGUUGGAUGCAGGACCAACCGUACCGCAACUACAGAAUGUUCAGAGCCAGAUGGAUGCAGCAACAACAAGGACUCUCACCCCAGAACUCCAAACACAGCUGCAGCCAGCUGGUAGCACUGCGGCAGGGAUGACGACCCACUCAUUUCAGAAUGCGGCGUUUGGAGUAAGCAUGCCAGUGAGCAGUGCACAGCAGCUUCCAACAAGAUUCCCCACAUCGUCAGAGCCAGUCCAUGUCUUCAUACCGAACGUUCACCAGAACCUUGUCAACGGCACGGCGGCACCAAUGUCUGUCGUCCACCACUUCCCCUCCCCACAACCCUUCGCGAUGUCGUCUCAGCACUUACAGGGGAUGCACCCCGCAAGUGUGAGCAGUAGCGUGCACACCAUUGCUGGUCAAGCAGCCCAAGGAUUGCCGGUGUCUACAUUGGGGCCAGUAGGACAACAGACAGGAAGCCCUGUUGAUACUGUGCUGCAGACUGCAGCUUGUGCCGUACCUCAGCCUGUGAAAGUUUCUGUCGCAGAUACUGUGUAUGUGGUACCGCAGGAGGAAACGCAGGCCCCAGUCAGCAGCGCUCAGGACGCGGGCCCCGUUCCUGUUCACGUCACCUUCAUCCCUCCCCCAGGCAGGCAGGAAGAGGAGGAGGUGGAGUCAGAAGAUGACUUCACGUUUGACACGACGAUGCCCUCGCCUCCACGGAAUCUGGAGAUCGACGAGAUCGUUCUCAUCAGUGACAGCGAGGAGGAAACUUUGUCAUCUGGCAGCAAACCUGAUGAUGUUGAUGAUGAUUCUCCCAACAAGGAAGACCAAGGGGAAGAUGAGUUACCUGAAGGGGACUCCAACUUAAAUCCUGAGCAGAGUCUGGAUACUGAAGAUGACUUACCUGAGAAUGACUCCUCCUUAAUCCCGGAGCAGAGUCUUGCUACAGAGACCGACUUAGAGACCGACUCUCAGCCCAAAGAUUCACAACAAAGCUCAGAAGAGGAGCCACUGCUUCACAUGUCCUGCGAGUCGAUAGACAGUGAUAUUGACGAAGCCAGGACGGUUCCCCAACCAGGAAAAGGGGAUGCCAGGGAAAAUGUUGUGAAGAUUUCCUCAACUGUUCAGGAGAAUACAUUGUUGUCAGAAAGGGCUCACCAAAACAGUGCAAACGUUAAUAAGGGCCAAGAGGAAAAUAGUGUAGAAGUAAUAAUUCAGGAGAAGACAUCGUUGUCAGAAAGGGCCCAACAAGCCAGUGCAAACUUCAGUGCGAACCUUGAGGAAAAUGGUGUAGAAGAAAUAAUUCAGGAGAAAACAUCGUUGUCAGAAAUGGCUUACCAAGACAGUGCAAACGUCAGUAAGGGCCAAGAGAAAAAUGUUGUAGAGCCAAUAGUCCAGGAGAAUCCAUCGUUUCCUGAAAGCAUGCUCCAAGCCAGUACAACCAGUAACAACCCUGUGGAAAGUGACGUAGAACUAAUAGUCCAGGAGGGUACUACAAGACACUACAGGACACUACAAGACAGUGCAAACGUCAGGAAGGGCCAAGAGGAAAAUGUUGAAGAGCCAAUAGUCCAGGAGGAUACACCAUCUUCUGAAAGGACACUCGAAGACAUUGCAAACGUCAGUAAGGGCCAAGAGAAAAAUGUAGAGCCAAUAGUCCAGGAGGAUACACCAUCUUCUGAAGGGACACUCCAAGCCAGUACAAACCUCAGCGAGAGCAGUAAAAGCCAUGACCAAAACAAGACUGAACAAACCCAAAUUGAAGAAGAGGUUAUUGUGCAGGAAAACAACGCCUCUACGGAAGCAGAUCUAACCAAUGCAGACUUACUGGAGAGCAACGAAACCCAUGAAGAAAAUGGACUAGAACAUAUGCAAGGUGAAAAAGAAACUAUUGUCCUUGAACACAGUUCCACAACUGAAGCAGGUCAGUCUGAGAUGGAAUCUGCUGAAGGUUCCUCAAUGGUGGCAAACUCUGAUAUCUCUGUAGUUCUGGAUGAUGUUGCAGAUGACACUGAUGAUAGAAGUCUGAAAGAUGAAAAAGAAACUGUUGUUCUGGAACACGGUGCCACAACAGAAGCUGGUCAAUCUGAGAUGGAAUCUGAUGAAGGUUCCUCAAUGGUGGCAAACUCUGAUAUCUCUGUUGUUGUGGAUGAUGUUGCAAAUGGCACUUAUGGUAGAAGUGAUGUCAUUGUCUUUGAGCAGACCAAAGGAAAUGAUAGCCAAAACUCGGAUAUUGCUGUAGUUGUAAAUGAUGAUGCAAAUGACACUGAUGACAGAAUGGAUGCUAAUAGCUUUGAACAGACCAGCGGGGACAAGGAGAAUGAAAGCCAAAUGGAAGAGGACAAUUCAACUGUACAGGACCAAUGUACAAUUCAGGACGAUAACCUGACUUCAAAGGUCUGUCUUGACACCCCUGCUGACAUCCCAAAUGGAAACGAUGAUGUCAAAGAAGCCGAGAACGUGACUUCAGCAGCUUGUCUUGAAACUAAUACUGACAUACCUAGUGGAAACCAUGAUGUCAAACAAGUGGCCAACGUCAGUGAGUCUUCCGGUACUGAGAAGCCAUACGCAGCUAGCGACAACAGCCAGUUGAAGGAGAAAACGGUGGUAGUAAAGACAAACAUUGCUGAGAAGAAGCAGUCAAAGGAAACUGAUGUCCAGAUCUCCUCCGCUGUGGCAGGUGUGGUAGCGCGACUUGUCAUGGAGGUGGUCAAAAAAGCAGAGAAGGGCUCCCGCGGUACACAAAUGACCACGAACAAAAAGACAGGCGUGCAGCUUUCGAAGACUACCAAUCGUGACAAGUCACAGACAAGCCCUACCAAAGAUACUGAUGACAAGUCACACACACGCAGGUCUACUGAGAUGACAGCACAUAAGGAUACAAGAACAGGAAAGAAACGCAAGGCUGAAGCACACGCCAACGAUGUGGUGAAGAAAACUAAGAAAAUACCCUCUGAGUCUGAUGCCAAAGAAGCGACUGGCAAUAGCACAAAACGUACCAGCGGAAACGCCAAAGAGGAUCGCAAAGUUGCUCUGGAAAAAGGAUCGAAUUCAAAACCCGUUCGGUCAAACAAUUUGAAUGCAGUAGAGCACAGAAGCAAACUCAACCGUGCCCACUCGAAGCAAGGCAACAUCAAAGACAAAACCACCGAUAGUAAAAACGGCAGGAUGCCGAAUGGGGCCGGGAAAACUGUUGACCUUACGAAAUUGCGAUCAGGAAAAGUGGAGGGUGGUCACCCUCGUUCCGGAAGGAAAGAUCGGGAGAGCGUUCGCAAAGACGGUCUCGUGUCCCUUGAAAUCAUGACCGUCGACGCCAGUGCAGAAGCUAAAGCCAGCGUAACCGUACAGGAGUUGCGAACCGUCAGACGCAAUGUCAGUUUUGAGGAACGGAAACCAAACAAGACGACCAAGGAAAGUCCCAGCUGUAGGAGCCUUCGGGCGCCGGGGACAAGACUGAGAAGUAGCAGCUGCGAUGACGACACUGCAACGGAAAGGAACACGCUACGUCGUUGGUUAGGAAGACCUACCAAGGGUAGAACCAGCGGACCUCUCAAAACGGCCUUGUUCGGAUCUGCUUGGAGAUUAGGUGACCCCACAGGUAGCGGCACGAGCGUGGCCAUGUGGGUGCGGCGAAGCAGGAAGAAUGUGGUGGGCGCUGUCCUGUUCCUGUCCGUCCCGAUGGCCUACCUCGCACUGUACGGUGCCGGGAAGUUGUUUCAGCUGCAGAGAGAAUGGACGGGCCAUGCACCGCCAAAGAUACGGCAGAUCGCAGAACAUCAUAACAGAACAACGUCCAAGACCAGAGAGCACACACCUCUCAGGAACCGGACACACCAACAUUCCACAGCCAAACCGCUCUGGGCCUUCAACGACGAUAGAAUAGCGAAAGUAAGACGUGACAUCGAGGCAGUGUGCCACCUCCAGCGGAACAUCGCUAUGACCAAGUGGAACACGUGGGUCGGCAUGGCCUUCCCGUACGAUCAGGAGCCCAGGAAGAUCCUCCGCCUCACCCGGACACUCUUCAACCUCUUCCCGGAGAAACCCCCCUUCGAGGGCAAACUCUUCAACACCUGCAGCGUUGUGGGCAACGGCGGCAUCCUACUCAACUCGGGAUGUGGCUCGGAGAUAGACUCUUCCGAUUUCGUCUUCAGGUGCAACCUCCCGCCCAUCCGAGGCUUCGAGAAGGAUGUCGGGAGGAAAGUCAACCUGACCACGAUGAACCCGAGCAUCCUGAGGAUAUACUACGGCCGUCUGGCCACGGAGAGGGACAGGGACGACUUCGCGCAGAAGAUGGUGGAGCUGAGGUACAGCUAUCUCCUCAUCCCCAUCUUCGUGACCAUCAGAGGAGCGAAGGAUGUCCAGAUCCUGAGUGAGUUCUUGAUGUCCAGGGAGGACCUGUCGGUCAAGCCGCUGUUUCCGUCCAAGAUCUGGGCUAAGACUGUGAACUUCUACUGGAAGUUGAAGAGCGGCAGGAAACUUGUGGAGUCCCGCCUGACCACCGGACUCCAACUUCUCACCACGGCCCUGUCCAUGUGUAAACACGUCAACAUGUACGGGUACUACCCCAGCGAGAUCAGCCCGUGGGGCACGCCCAUUCCCUAUCACUACUAUGAGCCGAACAGCACCUACAACUACACGUUCGGUAUGGGCGGGAUCCAUAACAUGACCAAGGAGUACGAGGUAGUGUUUCAGGACUUGGAUGUGAAGAGGAUAGCGCGGCUCAGGCAUCGGUGCAGCGCCCCCUGA
Branchiostoma belcheri (Belcher's lancelet) is the source of this 9003-nucleotide messenger RNA. RefSeq lists its product as uncharacterized. Gene Ontology annotation, biological process: N-glycan processing; oligosaccharide metabolic process. Gene Ontology annotation, molecular function: alpha-N-acetylneuraminate alpha-2,8-sialyltransferase activity. The record is from RefSeq and is a predicted model, not a curated record. The transcript is spliced from 17 exons. Bases 232 to 9003 code for a protein of 2923 amino acids. Lineage: Eukaryota; Metazoa; Chordata; Leptocardii; Amphioxiformes; Branchiostomatidae.